UACAGUGGCCAAAACAUGGGAGAUAUGGAUCCCCACAUCUUUGCAGUUGCAGAAGAAGCGUACAAGCAAAUGGCUCGGGAUGAGAAGAACCAGUCCAUUAUUGUUAGUGGGGAGUCUGGCGCUGGCAAAACCGUUUCAGCCAAGUAUGCUAUGCGUUACUUUGCAACUGUUGGAGGCUCAUCCAGUGAAGCUAAUAUUGAGGAGAAGGUCUUGGCUUCCAGUCCUAUAAUGGAGGCAAUCGGCAAUGCGAAAACAACCCGAAAUGACAACAGCAGUCGCUUUGGGAAAUACAUUCAGAUUGGUUUUGAUAAAAGAUACUGUAUCAUCGGUGCCAACAUGAGGACAUAUCUGCUCGAGAAGUCAAGAGUUGUAUUCCAGGCAGCAGAUGAGCGAAACUAUCACAUAUUCUAUCAGCUGUGCGCCUCGGCCGAUCUUCCUGAAUUGAAAGAACUUUCGCUGGCGCAUGCCAAAGACUUCACCUACACAGCGAUGGGAGGGGAGCCAUCCAUUGAAGGUGUGGAUGAUGCGGAUGACUUUGAAAAAACCAGGCGUGCUUUCACCCUGCUCGGAGUAAAGGAGUCCCAUCAGAUGAUGAUUUUUAAGAUACUAGCAGCCAUCCUGCACCUUGGGAACAUGGAGCUUGAAUCGGAACGUGAUGGAGAGAACUGCAACAUAUCGAAAGAGGAUGAACACCUGCAUAAUUUUUGCAGAUUGCUGGGAGUGGAGCACAGCCAGAUGGAGCACUGGCUCUCCCACCGGAAACUGGUCACCGCCGCGGAGACCUUCGUCAAAACAAUGUCCCACUCACAGGUGGUGAACGCCAGAAAUGCACUGGCCAAGCACAUUUAUGCCCAGCUGUUCAACUGGAUCGUGCAACACAUCAACAAGGCCCUGCACACGACGGUCAAGCAGCAUUCUUUCAUCGGGGUGCUGGAUAUUUAUGGGUUUGAAACCUUUGAAAUGAAUAGCUUCGAACAAUUCUGCAUCAACUAUGCCAACGAAAAGCUACAGCAGCAGUUCAACUCGCAUGUAUUUAAAUUGGAACAAGAAGAAUACAUGAAGGAGCAAAUCCCUUGGACGCUCAUAGAUUUUUAUGACAACCAGCCGUGCAUAGAUCUUAUUGAAGCUAAGCUGGGUAUUUUGGACUUGCUGGAUGAAGAAUGUAAGGUCCCAAAGGGUACAGAUGAGAAUUGGGCUCAGAAACUCUACGACCGCCAUGGAAGCAGCCAACACUUCCAGAAACCGCGCAUGUCCAACACUUCCUUUAUUGUUGUGCAUUUCGCAGAUAAGGUGGAAUACGAGUGUUACGGCUUUCUGGAGAAAAACCAAGAUACUGUUCAUGAAGACCAGAUCAAUAUACUGAAGGCCAGCAAGUACCCACUGGUAGCUGACUUGUUUCACGAUGAAAAAGAUCCUGCUCCGGCUGCUCCAGCUGGAAAAGGAGCUUCCACAAAAAUCAAUAUCCGCUCUGCCCGUCCAACUGUGAAAGCAGCCAAUAAAGAGCAUAAGAAAACAGUGGGACAUCAGUUCCGUAACUCCUUGCACUUGCUUAUGGAGACCCUGAAUGCCACCACUCCACAUUACGUACGCUGUAUCAAGCCAAAUGAUGAGAAACUCCCCUUCAGCUUCGAUCCAAAAAGAGCAGUGCAGCAGCUGAGAGCUUGUGGCGUGUUGGAGACCAUCCGAAUCAGUGCGGCCGGCUACCCAUCCAGGUGGACCUACCAUGACUUCUUGAAUAGGUAUCGAAUUCUUAUGAAAAAAAGGGACAUCUCAAAAAAGGAAGACAAGAAAUUGAUUUGCAAAACACUGCUGGAAAGCCUCAUUAAGGACCCUGACAAGUUCCAGUUUGGGCGCACGAAGAUCUUUUUCCGAGCUGGCCAGGUGGCAUACUUGGAGAAGUUGCGGGCGGAUAAGUUCCGUGCUGCCACUAUCAUGAUACAGAAGACGAUGCGUGGCUGGUUCCAGCGAGUGCAGUACAGGAAGAUGAGGGAGGCAGCAAUAAAAAUCCAGAAGUACACCCGCGGGUACCAGGCACGCAGACUGGCUGAUCAUCUGAGGAAAACAAGGGCAGCCAUUAUUUUCCAGAAGCAAUAUCGGAUGUUGAGGAUCCGCCAUGAAUACCAAACCAUCCGCCGAGCUGUCAUCACGAUCCAAGCCUUCACCCGAGGAAUGUUUGUCAGAAAGAUCUACCAAAAGGUGCUUAUGGAGCACAGGGCCACCGUCAUCCAGAAGCAUGUCCGGGCUUGGCUGACCCGGAAGCAUUUUGCCAGGUUCAGAAGUGCUGCUGUGGUCAUCCAGUGUUACUUCAGGCGCAUGAAGGCCAGGCAAGAGCUGAAGGACCUGAAGAUAGAGGCGCGGUCAGCAGAGCACUUGAAGAGGCUCAAUGUUGGCAUGGAGAACAAGGUUGUCCAGCUGCAGAGAAAGAUAGACGAGCAGAACAAAGAAUACAGACUCUUGAGCGAACAGCUGUCUGUAGCCAGUUCUGCUCACUCCACUGAGGUGCAGAAACUGAAGAAAGAACUUGAGCAGUAUCAGCUGAAGAAGGGCAACAACAACCAGCUUACCAGCUUGCAAGAAGAGAUGGACUCCCUCCGCUUGGCUCUGGAGAAAGCUCAUGGGGAGAGAAAGAUAGUAGAAGAUACCUACACCAAGGAGAAAGAUGUGCUACAAAAGCGGAUAUCUGACUUGGAAGAAGAGAACGCACUUCUGAAAAAGGAAAAAGAGGAGCUGAACAACAGAAUCUUGCAUCAGUCUGAAGAUGAAUUUGCACGAAAUGCUAUUCAGGAAAACCUCCUGAUGAAGAAGGAGCUUGAUGAAGAAAGAGCUCGUUAUCAGAACCUUGUGAAGGAGUAUUCGAGGCUGGAGCAGAGCUACGACAACUUGAAGGAUGAGAUGGCCAUCAUAAAGACUCCAGGACAUAGAAGAAACCCCUCUAACCAAAGCAGCCUGGAAUCGGACUCGAAUUACCCAUCCAUUUCUACAUCUGAGAUUGGGGACACAGAGGAUGCGGUCCAGCAAGUGGAGGAGGUUGGCUUGGAGAAGGCAGCUCAGGACAUGACCCUGUUCCUCAAGCUUCAGAAGAGAGUGCGGGAACUUGAACAAGAGAGAAAGAAACUGCAAAGCCAGCUGGAGAAGAAGGAGAAUGACAGCAAAGCAUCUCAGGUAAUUGAAAUGAAGAACGAAAUGGAUUUGGACCGUGAUAUGGAUCUGGCAUACAACAGUCUGAAGAGGCAAGAGUUAGAAUCAGAGAACAAGAAACUGAAAAAUGACCUUAAUGAGCUGAGGAAAGCAAUAGUGGACCGGGUGGCUCAGAACAACUGCUCCAGUGAUGUCCGUGACAGUUACAGUCUCCUCCUGAAUCAGCUCAAGUCGGCUAACGAAGAGCUGGAAGUCCGGAAGGAAGAGGUGCUUAUUCUAAGGACACAGAUUAUAAAGGCAGCCCAGCAAAAAGAUACAGGCAGAAAUAUGGAGUCCAGUAUCAACAUGCAAACUAGCUGGCCAAACAGUGACAAACAUGUGGAUCCAGAAGAUGCAAUAGAGGCAUAUGAUGGAGUGUGUCGGACAAACCGCAAGACUGAGGACUGGGGGUAUCUGAAUGAAGAUGGAGAACUCGGCUUGGCCUAUCAGGGUCUAAAGCAAGUCGCCAGGCUUCUCGAGGCCCAGCUGCAGGAGCAGCGGAGGGAGCACGAAGAGGAAGUGGAAAUGUUGAAGAAGCAAAUAGAGGUUUUGAGGAAAGAAAUGGAGAAGCAGCAGAGCGUCUUCUUCCAGACCCUCCAGCUGUCACCAGAAGCCCAAGCAGAGUUCGGAAUUCAGCAGGAAAUCACAAGGCUGAUGAAUGAAAACCUGGAUCUCAAAGAGCUGCUAGAAAAACUAGAAAAGAAUGAAAGGAAGCUGAAAAAACAGCUCAGGAUUUACAUGAAGAAAGUGCAAGAUUAUGAAGCUGAUCAAGCCAACAUACACUCUGAAAAGCCACGGCCUGAGCUCAACAGACAGGUCACUGUCCAGAGGAAGGAGAAAGACUUCCAGGGAAUGCUGGAAUAUGGCAAAGAGGAUGAGACACUGCUCAUCAGAAAUCUCGUUACAGAACUGAAACCCCAAACGGUCUCGGCCACGGUACCCUGCCUUCCAGCCUACAUCCUUUACAUGUGCAUCCGGCAUGCAGAUUACAUCAACGAUGACCAGAAAGUGCACUCCUUGCUUACCUCUACCAUCAAUGGCAUUAAAAAAGUAUUAAAGAAGCAUGAGGACUUUGAGAUGACCUCAUUUUGGCUGGCCAACACCUGUCGCCUUCUACACUGUCUGAAGCAAUACAGCGGAGAUCAGGGUUUUAUGACCCAAAACACUGCUAAGCAGAAUGAGCAUUGUCUGAAGAACUUCGACCUCACCGAGUACCGCCAGGUCCUGAAUGAUCUCUCCAUUCACAUCUACCAGCAGCUCAUUAAAAUUGCAGAAGGCAUCUUGCAGCCCAUGAUCGUGACUGCGGUGUUGGAAAAUGAAAGUAUCCAGGGCCUGUCGGGUGUGAAGCCGAUGGGCUACCGGAAGCGAAGCUCUAGCAUGGGGGACAGUGACAAUUCCUACACCCUGGAGGCACUCAUCCGUCAACUGAACACGUUCCACAGCACCAUGUACGACCAGGGCCUCGACCCCGAGAUCAUCCAGCAGGCCGUGAAGCAGCUCUUCUACAUGAUGAAUGCCGUGGCCCUGAACAACCUGCUGCUGAGGAAGGACAUGUGUUCUUGGAGCACGGGCAUGCAACUCAGGUUUAACAUCAGCCAGCUGGAAGAAUGGUUGCGAGGAAAGAACCUGCACCAGAGUGGAGCUGCCGCCACCAUGGAGCCUUUGAUCCAGGCAGCACAGCUGCUGCAGCUGAAAAAGAAAACCUCUGAAGAUGCGGAGGCCAUCUGUUCCUUGUGCACGGUCCUCACCACGCAGCAGAUUAUUAAAAUACUCAAUCUCUACACUCCUGUGAAUGAGUUUGAAGAGAGAGUGACUGUAGCCUUCAUAAGGAACAUUCAGGCACAUUUACAAGAGCGGAACGACCCUCCGCAGCUGCUGUUAGACUCCAAGUUCAUGUUCCCGGUUUUGUUUCCAUUCAACCCUUCUUCUCUAACCAUGGACUCGAUUCACAUCCCGGCUUCUCUUGGCCUGGAAUUCCUUAACAAAGUUUGA
Molecule: messenger RNA, 5169 nt
Organism: Varanus komodoensis (Komodo dragon)
Lineage: Eukaryota; Metazoa; Chordata; Lepidosauria; Squamata; Varanidae
Gene: MYO5B
Product: myosin VB
Exons: 37
Coding region: 16-5169 (1717 amino acids)
Biological process (GO): vesicle transport along actin filament; actin filament organization
Cellular component (GO): myosin complex; cytoplasm; actin cytoskeleton
Molecular function (GO): microfilament motor activity; ATP binding; actin filament binding
Source: RefSeq, a predicted model, not a curated record